Molecule: messenger RNA, 6215 nt
Organism: Acanthaster planci (crown-of-thorns starfish)
Lineage: Eukaryota; Metazoa; Echinodermata; Asteroidea; Valvatida; Acanthasteridae
Gene: pigo
Product: phosphatidylinositol glycan anchor biosynthesis class O
Biological process (GO): GPI anchor biosynthetic process
Cellular component (GO): endoplasmic reticulum membrane
Molecular function (GO): mannose-ethanolamine phosphotransferase activity
Source: RefSeq, a predicted model, not a curated record
AUGGCAACUUCCAUGGACAAGGCAUGACCAGUGAGUUUUGUGUUUUGUUUUACCACCAGCCUUUACAGUUGGCAAAAUGAGCAUCGGAACAAAGUUAUUCAUGCUUUUACUUUGGAUAGGGGCUUUGUUUGGUAUUGGCAUUACAAUAUUCAGUCGCGGCUUUUUGUUAAACAGACUGGAAAUUCCAGAGAAAAGUUUGUGUGUCGGCGAUGAAGAUGCAGGGCAGGCGCAAGAGGGCGCUCGACAGUUGUGCGGAGAACACAGGAGGUAUUCCAAGGCGAUUGUUAUUGUCAUUGAUGCACUUCGCUAUGAUUUCACACUUUACAACGAAUCCCUGGAUGAUAAAUCAGCCCUGCCUUUCCAAAAUAAACUUCCAUUUAUACACAAACUGCGCACAGAGAAACCGCAACAGUCGCUGCUCUACAAAUUCUUGGCAGACCCGCCCACAACAACAAUGCAGCGAUUGAAAGGUCUUACAACAGGGAGUUUGCCGACAUUCGUGGAUGCAGGCAGCAACUUUGCCAGCACCAAAAUCACUGAAGACAGUUUCAUCCACCAGUUGCGCCAUCUGGGCAAGCGUAUUACGUUUAUGGGGGAUGACACUUGGGAAUCGCUCUUUGAAGGAUACUUCGUUCGCUCCUACCCCUUUCCGUCAUUCAAUGUGAAGGAUCUCCACACUGUAGAUAAUGGUGUGAUCAACCACCUUGUGCCAGAGAUGGCCGAACAGGACUGGGAUGUUAUCAUUGCCCAUUUCUUAGGAGUUGAUCACUGUGGUCAUCGCUUUGGACCUUUUCACUCAGCCAUGGGAGAAAAACUUCUGCAAAUGGACCAAGUUCUUAGAUCAGUGGUGGAGAGGCUGGACGAUGACACAGUACUAUUUGUGUUGGGAGAUCAUGGAAUGACACGUACUGGUGAUCAUGGUGGGGACAGUAAGGAUGAGAUAGCUGCCGCACUUUUUAUCUACAGUAAUGCUAUCCUGCAUCAGGAGACUAUUGAUAUGAAAGCUGUCCGAAUUGCUUCCCAGAUUGACCUGGUGCCUACCUUGAGCCUCCUACUUGGUGUUCCAAUUCCAUUCUCCAAUCUUGGCAGCAUCAUACCCGAACUCUUUGGCCUGGUUCCUCUCUCAAACCAACCCAAGCUAACCGGUAUGAACAACUGGCCUCCGCAUUUGCAGUCACUGUAUAAUAAAGUUGGUGCUUUAUGGACAAAUGCUCAUCAGGUCAAUCGUUACCUUCAAGCUUACUCAAAAGUCUCGGAUGAGUUUCCAAGGGGUCAGUUCAACCUGCUUCAGAAUUUCUUUCAAGAAGCAGAAAUUGCUGUACAAGAGCUGUUGCAAAGUUCUGCCUUCGAUGAAAGCCGCACCCUUGCAUUGUUGCAGAAGAGUGAGCAGGUGUAUUUGGAUUAUCUGAACCAAGUGAAGGAAAUGUGUCGCAGUAUGUGGGCACGGUUUGACCUAACCUUAAUCAUCCUAGGCUUAGCUGUAGUCAUUGGAACGUGCCUGAUCAGUUAUGUGCUUCUGAUGCACAACUAUAACUUUGGCAAUAGGGCUCAGCUUGACUCGGCCCUGGGCACUCUGCUGAAAAUAAUUGCAGUGAGUAUAGUGGCUUGUGUAUUGAUUGGAGUGACGAUGAGUUUAACCAUUCCUAGUCUGCAUGUGUAUUCAGCUGUUUUGGUACUGACUGUACCGGCGGUGGGCUCCCUUCUGAAUGCAGUUGUAUGGAUUGCAUUUGUGUCUGCAGAGAUGAAGGUCUCCUACUUCUUAAGAUUCUGGACUUACCCUCUGAAAACUGUGAUGGCGGUGAUCUUAACCUUUGCAUAUGCAGCCUGCUUAACGUCCAACAGUUUUGUCAUCAACGAGGGCUAUGUGGCAGCUUUUCUAGUGCACAGUCUUCAUUUGGCCUGCGUGUGCUCCGUGGGUUCAGUCUUUGUCCAGAGUAAAAACAGCAAAGAGACCACAAGGAAGAAAACCAAGACUGAGAAGUCGCGAGACAUUGGGCAUUUUCUCACACAUCCGGUAACAGUCUAUAUCUUGCUAGCCGUCGCGUUUCACCUUUGCAUCCGAUUCAGCAGCCUAUUCCUGGCUUGCCGGGAGGAACAGAACCCUUGUCGGGAGUCUGAACUCCUCAGAUCCUUGGGGGCAUUCUCUGAUGACACAGGAAGCUACAGGAACUACCGAUAUUUUAUGUCGGUUGCUUCUUUAGCUGUCAUCCCGGCCUCCUUAACCUUUUGGCUGAAUAAACAAGGGAACUUGAACGGAGGAGCUGCCCCAAUGCUGAGCGUUGCCUAUGCCCUGCCAAUUGCUACAGUGUGUAUUUGCCUGAAUUGGGGUCUCCAGGCUCUACCUCAGAAGAUGUUGGACAAUCUUCCGGCCUGGCAGCAGGUUCUUUUACCGAGAACGGCCUACAUCAUGCUGUUUGUAGCAUUCAUCUCUGUCCUGUGGAAUCCACUGUGCAUCUUCUUGAUCCCGCGAGAGGACCCCAAAAAGAAGACGCUCCAAGUGGAGUACCCUGGAGAGGUGGAAUCUGUUGUGCCCAAGAUCUUCAACCACCUGAAGACGACAUGGAAGCGAAGCAGCCGGCAAGGCAAGCAACCCUCCGAUGAAGACCAAGAUGAGCACAGGGAAGCCUCCCCACCUGUGGUGUACGGUCUCGCCACGGUAUUCUCAGCUUGUUGGCUGCUGGUAAGCGCUACUGUUGCUCUUCUUGUAGCUCUGCUUCUUGGUGAUGGCCUGGCACCUGUUGUGCUAACAAUGCUUCUACAAAUGGUGGUUUAUCUGGAGCUGUACGCCGUCAUUCGAAGGCAGCAACUGGCUCCAUUGGAAGCUUUACCAGACCUCCACCACAUUGCUACUUACCAGGUUCCUUGGUAUGCUAUUGCUGCCUGGGGCUUCAUGUCCAGUCAGUUUUUCUUCGCCACGGGCCAUCACGCCACCAUCUCAUCAAUUCGAUUCGAUUCGGCAUUCAUUGGUUUCCAUGGUGACUUCCCUUCAUAUCUGUACUUCAUCCCCGGUGCCCUAAUCACCAUCAACACAUUCGCGUCUCAGAUCGUCUUUGCCGUGGCAUUGCCUCUUCUGCUGAUCUGGCCCUUCACCCGAGGGAAGAUGUUUGAUCGUAAGAAAGAUGAAGACCGGAAAGGCGAAUUGGGUCUGCACGUCAGUAACCGAGAGCUACGCGUUGCAUUUUUUCAAAUCAUCCUUGCUUAUCUAUUAUACAAUGGUAUUCAGUUGGUUGGAGCCAUGGUAUCUGCUGCCAUUCACCGUCGCCAUCUCAUGGUCUGGAAGAUCUUCGCUCCUCGGUUUGUCUUCCAGGGCGUGUCCUUCCUGGUUGUCAUGGUGAUCCUGAUCCUCUUGUACCUCCUCCUCGUUAAAAUUGACCGGGCCAUUUCCCACUGGCUUCAGGUUUUAUUCCAGGAUGCUAGCUGAGUCCGUCGGUGGGGUGUGGCGACGGGGAGGAAGUGGGCUGGGGCAGGUGUUUAGACAGGAGUGCUGGACUGCUCAGCUGUAUAUAUAUCAGAGAUGUGGGUCAGUUGGCAUGUCAUCGGGUGUGUCACCCUGCCAUCAGUCAGCUGUGUAUGCUCAGACUGGUUGAUGUCUUUGCAAGACAAGUGUACAUAAACAUAACCCGAGCAAGUUUGAUCAAGACUUGCUGCUAACCACGGUUGAUUGGCUCUGAUGGCUCUCCUGCUGACUGAGAGAGGGCUGGUUUUUAUAGCUGACUAGCCUUACAAGGUUGGUCAUCUCGUUGGUUAUAAAUAGCCACACAGGUCAGUGUACUGUGGAAAGUUGCAUAUAUUGAUACAAUUAUGCAGGUUAAAGGUAUGAUUAUAGAUCAUCCACUUGGUAAGGGAUAGUUCUUGGGUGUUCAUGACCUUUAGCACCCUGUUUCUUGUAGGCUGAAUAGGCAACAAAUCUUGACUGAGCGGUUGUCUUGCCAAACUCAGGUUCGAAAUUUGUGGUUUUCUGGCUGAACUGAGUAGAAUGUAUUGUCAAAAUGUACCUAAACUAGGCCUAUCAGGAUUGCCUAAUGGUUCCUUGAGGUCAAAAUGUUAGUUUGAGAAAGUGGACUUUGUUUCCCUAGUGUAGGAGUAGGGUGCCAAAGGUAGUGAACACCAGUUCUUGUUGAUUGGAUGUGUCCUGCAACACAUGUGUAAGUAGUAAUAUUUUGCUUCAGAAAUGCCGAAAAGGGAACAUGUCUGCAGACUUGCAAAUCUGUCUAAUAUCUUGUGGCAAGGGCUCUGGGAAUGAAUAAAGGAAUAAAUAUGUGCAUGGUCUGUCUUACACGUGCUUGUCAGGACCGGCUAAGGAGAAUGGAUGUGUGUGACUAAUGUAUGAGCCGCAGGCAUUAGUUUAAGACCGGCCAAGCGCGUACUGUAUUAAGUCCCAUUCAUAAAUACCUUUUUAAUCAGAGAGUCAAAGGAAAUCAAUUAAUAAUAGAUUUCCAAUGAUUUUGUUCUGAAAUUUUAAUGUCAGUUUCCCAAAUACCCCGUCUAUUCUAUCGUAUAGUCCUUUUGCAAGUUGUCGAAUAGAAUCUCCCUAUAAACAGACUUAGCGCGCGCAAGGGAAGUUGUGUGCACACAGACUCUUGACCAAUCAGAAUCAAUAAAAAUAGUGAUUUAUGCAGUAGGCAUUAUCACAUCUCUGCGGGCAUUAUCAAAUGUUAAUUAAUACACGUUGUUGAAUAUGGAGACUGUGGUAUUUAUGAAUUGGAGUUCUCGCCCUGAUAAUGUAAAGCACUGUCCGUUGAAAAAGUACAGUUGUGGUCGGUGCUUGGACAGUAAGCUAAUCUUAAGCUAAUCUAGUACAAAAUUAUCAGCAAUUCAACCAGAACGUCUGUUGCACUUUAAGACUUCAUUUACAGAUUUGUGCAAAAAUAAUAAACGAAUGUUUCGGCUGAUGAGGUACAGAAAAAAAAGAACAAUUGGAAGCUCGAUGAGAAUGGGCACAGUCUUUUACAGUUGUAAUCAAACACCUUCAGUCCAAGUGUGUAUGAACUUGCGACCAUAGCUGUUGGGCCAAAUUUGUCCAUCAAUUGCCAAUCAGGGCUUCAUAUCAUCGAACGAACCGUAUUUCAUCGAGUAUGAACCCAUUGAGCCCAAUCAGAAUGGGCGUGUGUUGAAGGAUUUUUUUCUCUUCGCUUUGCCCACCCAGAUAGAUUUGGAAGACCCCCAUGUUCUGGUUCUUGACAGAAGUAAGGAAGAACGGAUCAGGGCCAAAAUAAUGACACAUUGAGCAGUCUGUUUUGUGUGUGUGUUCAGUACCUUUGAAAUAUUAAAUCUUUCUUUAGAAAUGAGAAAACGAAAGAUGCACAUGAAUCUUUGAAUAAUUGAGACUUGGAGAAUGCAGUUCUUGUACCGUUGAAAGGCCUUUUUUUUCAUUUUCUUUUAAAGUAUUUGUAUGAAAUCAGGAUAAGGAUCUAAAAUUUAUUUAGCACUAUUUCCAUGCAUCAAGCACAUUUUAUCUGGAGUUUGCACCUGUCUAAUUCUGCAAGCAAAUGCUUUUGUAAAAUUAUAAUUUAUUUUUUUCCUGAACAUAAUUUCCUUUAUAUGAAAUGGACUACAAUCGCACAAUCAACAGUGUUUCUUGUUUGUUCUACGCUGUCACGUUUUCCGCGUUGCUUUCAUAUAAUCGUCAUAAUUCCACAUUAAACGAACAUUGUUUCUUUGGAUGCAUUGCCAUACAUAGAGAUAUUUCUCAGGAAAAAAAGAGUAAAUAUUUUGUGCUAUCAUUCAGAAGAAAUAGAACAGAACUCCAAUCAAAGGGUAAAUCAUUUCCUAGUUAAGUAAUUUGACAUAAAACUGGUUGUGUAUAAGUUGGAUAUACAAAGUUAAAUACGACUGACUCCGAAGAUUUGUGCGACCGAAUCAUCACAGAUUCUUCUGUGGUGAAUGUUUUUAGCGUUCCAAAGCUAGCAAGAAAAGGUCGUAGAGUUGGCAAACUCAUUAUAAUACAUGUUCACGUGACUGUUAUUCUGUAAGAGGAUCAAGCAAAUUGUCAACAGGGCAACUGAAUGAAUGAGUAAAAUAGAAUAGUCAUGUUAAAGCAAUGGAUUGAAACACAUACUCUGGAGACCCUGACAAUAAAGUGAUGAAUGUAUGUGUUCCUUCUUAUCUUUUGACUAGCUGUUGACGACCGUGUUCAACCUCUCAGGUGUCGAUCGACUGUCAAUGGUAUUUACCCAACCAAUCAUUAAAAUGCUUCAGUUGGAACGUUUCAGUGA